AUGAGGAAAGAGAUGGACGAACUGAGGAGCGCUAUCAAAGAGAAGACAGACCGGAGCGUAGACAAAAUGAUAAGGGCUACAGAUUCGCCUUUCACUGCAGCGGUACUUGAUUGCCCCGUGCCGUCAAAGUUUCGCCUGCCUCAAUUAGAGCCAUUCGACGGACUCAAGGACCCUCAGGAUCAUCUCAAUACCUUUAAGACGACUCUGGGUCUUCAGCAACCACCUGACGAGAUAUUGUGUCGUUCCUUCCCUACGACUCUCAAAGGAGCUGCAAGAGAAUGGUUUACUAAGUUACCAAACUCGUCCAUAGACAAUUUCGAUCAGCUGAGUAGUGCCUUCUUGCGCCACUUCAUAAGGGGACAACGCCCAAGGAGGCCAGUAGAUUACUUACUCACCAUAAGACAGGGAGAGAAGGAGACUCUGAGGUCAUAUGUCAAGCGAUUCACCCGGGAAACUCUGGAAGUAAACGAAGCUGAUGACAAGGUGCAGCUGACGACCUUCAAAGCAGGGUUGAGAUCCAGAGACCUCGUGGCCUCUCUUGCAAAAAACCCCCCGAAGACGAUGGCUGAGAUGCUCCUGAAGGCACAAAAGUACAUGAACGCGGAAGAUGCUCUAGCUGCCAUAAAAGAUACUGAGAGGCCAAGAGACAAGUCCAAAAGGGAAGACGACCGUAGAGGGCAAAAGAGAGACAGACGAGAACGUCGGAACAAUGACGGGAAUAGAAGGAAGGACGACAAAAAUCCUCGAACGGGAGUGCUAUCAAGCCGUACUGGCAAGAAAGGAGAACCACAUGUGGACGAUCGAAGAAAAAGAGGAAGACGAGAUGGAGACCCUGGAAGCAGUGGAAUUGGUAGAAGGAAAUGCGGGCAAGACGACCAGGAUAGGGACGACGCUAAGCCCUGA
Messenger RNA from Quercus lobata, 903 nucleotides. RefSeq lists its product as uncharacterized. Lineage: Eukaryota; Viridiplantae; Streptophyta; Magnoliopsida; Fagales; Fagaceae. Bases 1 to 903 code for a protein of 300 amino acids. The transcript has 2 exons. The record is from RefSeq and is a predicted model, not a curated record.